AUUCCUUCUUUGUUUCUUUCAAAUGGCAUCUACCAAAGUUAAGAUUCCCACCAUAGAUUUUUCUAAUCUAGAACUAAAACCAAACACUCCACUAUGGAAAUCCACAAAAUUUCAAGUUUUUGAAGCUUUAAAAGAAUAUGGUUGUUUUGAAGCAAUAUAUGAUAAAAUUCCAAAUGAAAUUAGAGAGGGUAUUUUUGGUAUUUCAAAAGAAAUAUUUGAAUUUCCUUUAGAGACCAAAGUGAAAAAUUAUUCAGAUAUAACAUUACAUGGCUAUGUAGGAAUGAUUCCACACUUGCCAUUUUAUGAGAGUUUGUGUAUUCCUGAUUUGCUUAAUCCUCAAAAUGUUGAAACUUUUGCUAAUAUCUUUUGGCCUCAUGGUAAUCCUGAUUUCUGCAAUUUGGUAAAAGCUUACUCAAAUCCACUUAUGGAAUUGGAUGAAAUGUUGAAAAAGAUGAUUUUGGAGAAUUUGGGAUUAGAAAAUCAUAUUGAUGAAUUGUUGGAUAUUAAUUAUAUGAGAUUUAGAUUUACACAUUACAAGGGAUCAUCAAUUAUUAGUGGAGAUCAUGAAAAUAAUAUUAAACAUGAUGGAUUGAAUGGCCACACAGAUGGUAACUUCUUGACUUUUAUAUCACAAAAUCAAGUCAAUGGUUUGCAAAUCAACAAAAAUGGAGAGUGGAUUGAUGUCAAUAUUUCACCAAAUUCUUAUGUUGUUUUGUCUGGUGAUUCAUUCAAAGCAUGGACAAAUGGUCGAUUGCAUUCUCCCAUCCACAAGGUAAAAAUAUUUGGAGAAAGUGAUAGAUUCUCAAUUCAAUUAUUUUCAUUCUCAAAACCAGGUCACUUUGUAAAGGCCCCAAAAGAACUUGUGGAUGAAGAACACCCUUUACUCUUCAAGCCAUUUGAAAUGGUUGGAUUAUCUGAGUAUGUUACUUCCCAAGCUGGCUAUGCAGCUCCCAGUGAUGCUUUCAAGGCUUAUUGUGGUCUUUGAUAUGGUAAACGUGAAUUUCUAAUGAACGUUUUUGUCAGACUAGUACUAUUAGUAUAUAUGGGAUUUCUGACAGAAUAUUCAUCAAAAAUGUCUUCAUCAUUUCCAAUGGAUUUCAUUUGGAAUUCGUGUUUUUAUAAUAGAGUGUAUCUUUAGCUUUAGAGUUCUUUGUUUUAUAUAUGCUAGAAUAAAAAAACGUGAAUUUUUUAUGAACGUUCUUGUUAGAAUACCGUAAGUAUAUAUGGGAUUUCUAACAGAAUGUUUGUCGAAAUUCGUGUCUCUUUAGUAGUGUGUAUCUUAUGUUUGAAUUGUUGUAAUAGUGAGUAAUUUCGAUGGGAAUUCAUGCUUUGUUUGUGUUUUUUGUGCAAAUAAUAAAUUUUGAAGAGAUAA
This is a messenger RNA of Solanum verrucosum, 1372 nucleotides long. Its product is annotated as probable 2-oxoglutarate-dependent dioxygenase AOP1. The coding region runs from base 23 to 985 and encodes 320 amino acids. The record is from RefSeq and is a predicted model, not a curated record. The transcript is spliced from 3 exons. Gene Ontology annotation, molecular function: dioxygenase activity. Lineage: Eukaryota; Viridiplantae; Streptophyta; Magnoliopsida; Solanales; Solanaceae.